GUCACAGAGUGUGUGCACAACAGCAAGGAGGGCUGUGUUUGGUGGGUUUUGUCAGACAAAUACUGUAGUGAAACCCAAAUAUCCUUUUCAUAAUGGCUGCUGCUCAUCGUCUAGUGAUUGUACGCCAUGGCGAGAGCUCUUGGAACCAAGAAAACCGUUUCUGCGGCUGGUUUGAUGCAGAUCUCAGUGAGAAAGGCCUGGAGGAGGCGAAACGCGGCGCUCAGGCCAUCAAAGAUGCUGGAAUGAAGUUUGAUGUUUGCUACACCUCUGUUUUGAAGCGUGCCAUCAAGACUCUGUGGACCAUCAUGGAGGGCACAGACCAGAUGUGGGUGCCCGUUGUGCGCACCUGGCGUCUGAAUGAACGCCACUAUGGUGGUCUGACUGGUCUGAACAAGGCCGAGACAGCAGCCAAACAUGGAGAGGAGCAGGUUAAGAUCUGGCGCAGAUCAUUUGAUAUUCCUCCUCCACCUAUGGAUAAGGACCAUCCAUAUCACAAGAUCAUCAGUGAGUCAAGACGCUACAAGGGUCUGAAAGAGGGUGAGCUGCCCAUCUGCGAGAGCUUGAAGGACACCAUUGCUCGUGCCCUGCCUUUCUGGAAUGAGGUUAUUGUACCUGAGAUAAAAGCUGGCAAAAACGUCAUCAUUGCAGCUCAUGGAAACAGUCUGCGUGGCAUCGUCAAACACUUAGAGAGCAUGUCAGAUGCAGCAAUCAUGGAGCUGAAUCUGCCCACUGGCAUCCCCAUCGUCUAUGAGCUGGACAAAGACCUGAAGCCCAUCAAACCCAUGCAGUUCCUGGGAGACGAGGAAACAGUGCGCAAAGCCAUGGAGGCCGUGGCAGCCCAGGGAAAAGUCAAAAAGUGAACACCAGACCCAAAACCCAGAGACUAAAUGAAAGAUUACACAUGACACGGACAUGAACAUCACUCUUCCUCCUGAAACACUCUCACAUUACAUCCCGAUUUGUAAACCCUCUUGUAUUGGACUGCCCCGCUCUGACACAGCAAAUAAAUGCGAGCACCA
Danio rerio (zebrafish) is the source of this 1019-nucleotide messenger RNA. It is a transcript of the gene pgam2, whose product is annotated as phosphoglycerate mutase 2 (muscle). The record is from RefSeq and is marked provisional. NCBI's taxonomy places the organism in Eukaryota, Metazoa, Chordata, Actinopteri, Cypriniformes, Danionidae. Gene Ontology annotation, molecular function: intramolecular phosphotransferase activity; phosphoglycerate mutase activity; bisphosphoglycerate mutase activity. Gene Ontology annotation, biological process: glycolytic process.